AGUUCACGUAAUAAUCAGAGGGUUUGACGGCUUCCUCGUGGCAAACGAUUGCCCAAAACUAUUUCCAGGUGUAAGACAACCCUUUAUUUAUGUGAGAAAUCAAGAGAAUGAUCAUGGUCUCGGUGAUGCAGCCCUUCAUGGACGUCGAAAGCUCAAGAAGCUACAUCGACGAGCUGUAUUCGCCGGACCCGCAAAAAUGUCUUGAAGCCAUAAUGUGAGUGAAAUUCAUAUAACCUCUAAAUUAUUCAUUGGAUUGUGCAGUUCGAGAUUUGAAAAAUAUGCUUAGAUGCCUCAAGAAUUCAGUGAUUGGGAGUAACCGCCAGAAGGGUUCUGUGAUAGCGCAGGGGGUAGUACCUCGACUAUUGCAAUUAUUAGGAGAUACAUCAGGCACAGUCGGAGAACGUGUUCGUCUAGAAUCUUCUGUUACUUUAGGCUCUCUAGCAAAAGGAACUGAUCAGCAUGUACUGGCACUUAUAGAUUUGGGUGUAGUACCUUUAAUACUUCAAGUAUUAUUAAGUACUCCUAUAUUAGAAGAACCCUGUCAAGGAAAAGGCAAAUUAUCAGAUUUGCUUAUAGAAGCAUGUUUGCGCUGCUUGCGCACAGUUUUUCAACAUGCAGCAGCACCAGUACAUACCAUUUACCAAAAUCCUGCACUGGUACCUCGUUUACUGACUCUGGCUAGUAGAUCUGUCACCUGCCAAGUCUGUGUAGCAACUAUUUUAACCGCGGCAUGUAAGACUGCUGAGGAACAAAAUGCAUUGUCGAAGGGAGGUGCUGUGGUUGCUUUAGCAGCUCAGCUAGAUUCUCCUUUGGCUGAUGUACAAUUACCUGCUUUAGCAUGUCUCGCCAAUAUGUGCUAUCAGAAUCACUCAGUAUCGGCGAUGGUCGCUGCUGCUAGUACCAGCAAUGUACAGGGCAAAGUCGUACCUGCAGCACUAGGUCAACUCAUGGGACGGGAGCGAAGCUCGUUAGUACAACUGGAAGCUGCACGUUGUGUAGCAUAUAUGUAUAGAGCUGGAGCACUGUCCUCGACGGAUCCCCGCGUCGUUUACAGAGCUUUACCAUGUCUGGUAAGAUUGUGCCAUCGGGAAAGACCACCGCGAGAAAGAGUAGCAGCCGCAGAGACUUUGGCUUAUCUUACGGAAGUUGACACAGAACUUCAGCGAUUGGCAUCUAUUAGUAAUCAUCUCAUACCCACUCUGGCAGAAUUACUAAGGCCCCAGCCGCUGGUACAGGACGCGACGUUGUCUCAAGAUAUGCGGCAAGCAGCAUUUCGUGCAUUCGCUUCACUGGGUGCUAAUGAUGAGGACAUUCGAAAGAGGAUCAUCGAAACGGAGAGUCUUAUGGAACAGGUGGUUUCUGGUCUACAAGAUCCUGGUGGUCCACGAGUUCGUUUGGCUGCUGUGCGAUGUCUGCAUUCUCUCUCCAGGAGUGUCCAGCAACUACGAACUACUUUCCAGGAUCACGCUGUGUGGAGGCCCCUAAUGCAGCUUCUUCAUGGUGCCGACAAGGGAUUGGAGGGUAGGGGUGAAGGCGAGGAGGAUUUGUUGACAGUGGCAUCGAGUACCUUAUGCAAUCUACUCCUGGAAUUCAGUCCAAGCAAGGAGCCCAUCCUAGAAUCUGGUGGAGUGGAAUUACUGUGUUCUCUCACCAAACGCCCUGAUCCAGCUCUUCGUCUGAAUGGCAUUUGGGCUUUGAUGAACGUAGCCUUCCAGGCGGAACAGCGCGUCAAAUCACAGAUCCUCUCGUGUCUUGGUACCGAUCAGAUUUUCCGCCUUCUGGCUGAUCCUGAGCUCGCUGUCCUUAUGAAGACUCUGGGUCUCCUACGCAAUCUUCUUUCGACCAAAGCGCACAUCGAUCGUAUAAUGGGCGAGCAUGCCGCUCACGUAAUGCAGGCCGUCAUACUCGUUCUCGAGGAUCCGGAACAUCCGGCGGAUGUCAAAGAGCAGGCUCUCUGUAUCCUAGCCAAUGUGGCCGACGGGGAUCGCGCCCGUGAUCACAUAAUGGCUAAUGAGGAUGUACUCAAAAAACUCAUGGAUUAUAUGAUGCACAGCAACGUUAAACUCCAAGUGGCUGCUAUAUUUUGCGUGUGCAACCUAGUCUGGAAGGAGGAACCUGGUGCUGCGCAACGUCAGGCACGACUGCGCGAGUUAGGUCUCUACCGUAUUUUGCAACAAUUACGUCACACGAAUGAUUCACAGUUGUUCGAUAAGGUAAAGACUGCAAUGGCGCAGUUCUUCGACGCUUGAGCCCGAUAAUAAUUGGUUACCCAUCGUCGCUAGAUUUUUUACAAUUUUUAGUUUUUACCUUUUUAAAUUUCAACUUAACACUGUGAUCGUUUACCCUUUCCCAAGGAACUCUAUCGACUUACACGUGAGAUGGCCUUCACGAUUUGCCAAGAAUACCGUAAUUCUCGCGACCUGAACAUAAUGAGAUUCUAGUAUCGUACGCGACAUAUUUAUUAAAGUAAUAGUUAAACAUCCGAAUUGUCAAAUUCAUACUGACUGUCAAUCAAGUCAGCAAUCGUACGGUUUCCCUAUACCUCUACAUUUGCUUUAUAUCCAUUACGCAAGAAUCCCUAAAUGUUCCAAGAGCCUUUUAAAAAGAAAAGAAUUAACAAUGUUUUAUGAGACGGAUAAUUAAAAGAAUUACUAGAAAGUCAACCUAACGAUGUUAAGGAUUGUUAAAGGUAGCAAAUACAUGCAGACAACAUA
Molecule: messenger RNA, 2714 nt
Organism: Cephus cinctus (wheat stem sawfly)
Lineage: Eukaryota; Metazoa; Arthropoda; Insecta; Hymenoptera; Cephidae
Product: armadillo repeat-containing protein 8
Exons: 8
Coding region: 279-2249 (656 amino acids)
Biological process (GO): proteasome-mediated ubiquitin-dependent protein catabolic process
Cellular component (GO): GID complex
Molecular function (GO): protein binding
Source: RefSeq, a predicted model, not a curated record